UGGUUCAACAACCAGUUCGAAAGCAUCUCCCGGUUCUCCAACCCAACCCACGACGAGGACAAUGCACUUGGUUAGUAUUUUUUUUAUUUGUAGCAUUAUGUUUUUUUCCAUUAAUUAACUUGCUAACUUGUUUUUUUUUUAAAGGUUAACCAAGUCGAGAAAUGGCAUUAGCAGGAGCAUCAAUCAGAUGAUGUACUCCAUGCUCCGUUUUGGAUAUUCAAAGUGGAGUGUGAUCCCUUCCGACGAACGAGAGUUGUGGUUUCGUCAGUUUGCACAAGAGUUCAACUGGCACUCCGAUCUCACGGAAACAGUCCGUAAGAAAUUCAACGAAAAGGCCAUGGACUCUGAUACGAAGCAGAUGAACGCGUGGAAGACAAUUUGGCAGAAGAACAAGAGGCCACGGUUCAUCAACGGGACGGUGUGGGAGCAGUUGAUAGCUCAUUGGGAGAAGGAAGAAACUGCAGAGACGUCUUCUAGGAACUCCAAGAACUAGAAGUGCGAUCGUGGCGGGAAAGGUAUGUAUGUGCACAACCUCAGCGCUUGCUCUAUGUCUACUAAGGAGGAUGAACUUGUAAGUUUUUUAUUAUUAUUUAUCU
Molecule: messenger RNA, 596 nt
Organism: Brassica napus (rape)
Lineage: Eukaryota; Viridiplantae; Streptophyta; Magnoliopsida; Brassicales; Brassicaceae
Exons: 2
Coding region: 188-493 (101 amino acids)
Source: RefSeq, a predicted model, not a curated record